Molecule: messenger RNA, 978 nt
Organism: Mesocestoides corti
Lineage: Eukaryota; Metazoa; Platyhelminthes; Cestoda; Cyclophyllidea; Mesocestoididae
Source: the annotation of a GenBank genome assembly
AUGGCAACUGGUCUGCUCCACAUUGUCAACGUGCAGCCCAGCGACGAGGGCUCCUACCUCUGCACCUCGUCCCUCGGUUUCGUGUCGACAGCCACACUCAAGGUAAAAGCCCGCCUGCAGUUGAAGCAGUCGCCGACCGACGUCCGCGUGCCCUUCUUGGGCAGUCGAGCCGAGUUCCGCUGCUCCGCCUCCGACCCCUCCGUCGCGCCGUUCUGGCUCUUCAAUGGCAAGCCCGUCAGCACAGCCAAUCCCCAGCUCUUGGUGGUUGCCUCGGUGAAGGAGAGUGACCUCGGCAUCUACCAGUGCAUCAUCAGGUCCCUGAUGCCGGACGGACGCACGGACGAGUGGGUCUCUGCCUCAGCGGUGUUGGCUCUUCAAUCCGACAAGCUGGUGACAAAAGGCAAGUCUGCCUCUCUCAUCUCCAGAUCUUUUUUUUCGAGCCAACUGGCCCAAAUUACUGUCGAAUUCGAUCAUUCCAUGCAUCGCUGUUCUUGUUUUAGCCACGGAUUUAUCUGCUCUCGUCGCCAACUCGCACAAAACCCCGGAACACCAAGAACACAUUUUUGUGCUGAAUCGUUUUCAGAGUCCAUCAAGGAGAUGACUCCUCGCGUCGAGAUGGCCUUGGACAACUUCGCCGUGUACCUGACGUGGACGGCGAGCGACGAGGCGCUAGGCGAGGGCUUCUACGGCGACGCCGGUGCGUCCGCCCACGGUCUUCUUCAGCCCCCGGGCGCAUGGGGUGGCCAGCCGAUGCUGCCGCAUCCGCAGCCCCCGCAGGCAUCUGCCGACGUGCACGAUGGUGGUGGCGGUGGUCGUGGUGGCCAGGACGUCUUCUAUCAAAUUGAGUAUGCCACUCUCAUCAGCCAGCCUGUGCUCAAUCCGGCGCUCGUCGGCCUAGUGCCCCCAGAGCCAGCCGUGUGGUCGAAGACUGAGCGUCUCGGGACAAGGCGUCGAUGUGUUGAGUUACCCGGCAUCUAC